AAAGUGAUGCUUAAUGAUGAAGGAUUUGAGUAGGGGAUUCGGUUUUGUGUGAUGGACUUUGAAAGCUAAGGAAACGUCAAGUAACAGAGAGAAGAAAAAGAAAUGGCAGAGAGUGCUGUGAACUUGUUAAUACAAUACUUUGGGCCUUUGCUAGUGAAUGAAGUGCAGUCGUUGAAGGGGGUCCGCGGAGAAGUCCGUGAACUCAUAAAUGAGUUUGAAAGCAUCAGAUCCGUCUUAAGGGAUGCCGAUGCAAAACAAGAUACCGAUGAAGGCCUCAAGACAUGGGUGAAACAAAUAAGAGAAGUGGCUUAUGACAUUGAGGAUGUUCUCGAUGAGUUCAUGCUCAGCCAAGCACAACAGCAGCAGGGUGCUUGGGGAUGCAUCAAUUUUCUUCAUAUACUCAUCAAGCAGUUUAUGGUGCGCCAUAAGACUGCAUCAUCGAUACGAGAUAUCAAAACCCGAGUCAGUAAGAUUAAAGAAAGAAAAGAUGCUUACUCUCUGGAUAGUAUAGGGCAAACUUCAAGCUCCAAAAAAAUGAGUGAUCAAUGGUAUGAUCUGCGACUGAAAGCUCUUUUCAUUGAGGAAGCUGAUCUUGUGGGCAUCGAUGUGCCAAGGAGUCAAUUGAUUGAAUGGUUGGUCGAUGAAGAUUCAAGACUUUUGAUGAUUUCAGUGGUCGGGAUGGGUGGCCUUGGCAAGACCACUCUGGUAAAGAAAGUCUAUGAUAACCAACAGGUGAAGAAAUGUUUUGAAACAUAUGCUUGGAUCACUGUCUCACAAUCAUUCAAAGCGGAGGAACUGCUUCGAAGCAUGGUAAAGCAAUUCUUUGAGGAGAAGAAAGAUCCAUCUCCCCAAGGUUUAGACGUGAUGACACAGGUCGAGCUCAUACAAGUGCUACGGAGCUACUUGCAGAACAAAAGGUAUGUACUUGUUCUUGAUGAUGUAUGGGAGGCAGACGUAUGGAAUUUCAUAGGCAAUGCAUUGCCCAAUAACGAAAAUGGUAGCAGGGUAAUGAUCACUACACGCAAAGGUGAUGUCGCAUCAUCUUCUUGCAUCGGACCUUCUGAUCUCAUCUACAAUCUCCAACCUCUGCAUCCAACAGAGGCUUGGUCCCUCUUUUGCAAGAAGGCAUUCCACUCGCACAAUGAGAAUAGAUGCCCUCUUGGAUUGGAGAAGCUUUCAGAAAGCUUUGUAGAUAAAUGCGGAGCGCUUGCAAUUGUGACAUUAGGUAGUCUUCUAUCCAGCAAGACGAAUGACGAGUGGGAGAUGAUUCACCGUAGCCUCGGAUCGGAGUUUGAAAGCGAUGACAAUCUUAGAAGAAUGAUGAAAAUAUUAUUGCUCAGUUUCAAUGACUUGCCUUACUACCUGAAAUCAUGCUUCUUGUAUUUGAGUAUUUUCCCCGAGGACUAUCGGAUUAAGCGUAUGAAACUAAUUCGCCUAUGGAUAGCCGAGGGCUUUGUAGAAAGAAAAGUAGGCAGGACAAAGGAAGAGGUUGCUGAAGGUUACCUCAAUGAGCUCAUCGCUAGAAAUCUGGUUCACGUGCAUGAAUGGAAAUUAUAUGGGAAGGCGGUCACUUGUCGCAUCCAUGAUCUUGUGCGAGAGAUGUUUAUUCCAAAAUUCAGGGAGGAGCAUUUCUUUGCAUCUUCUGUUGAAGAGAACACAAUGCCUUGUAACAGAAUCCGGCGUCUGUCCAUUUAUAAAGAUGAGAAUUUUCCAAAAUUUGAUGCCUUCUCCUGCCUUCGCUCGUUGUUCAUUUUUGGUGUGGAAGGACUAUCUAAUGCCCCUGCAAUCACUCGAUUUUCCAACUUAAGGUUGUUGAGGGUGGUGGAUCUUGAAAACACGUUCAUGGAAAUCUUUCCUGAUGAUCUAACAGGCUUGUUGCAUUUGAGAUACUUAAGCUUGGAGAAUACAAAGAUCAAGAAGCUUCCUAGUUCGUUGGGAAGCUAA
Messenger RNA from Magnolia sinica, 1944 nucleotides. RefSeq names its product disease resistance protein RPM1-like. Gene Ontology annotation, biological process: defense response to other organism. The record is from RefSeq and is a predicted model, not a curated record. Gene Ontology annotation, molecular function: ADP binding. The transcript is spliced from 2 exons. Bases 103 to 1944 code for a protein of 613 amino acids. Lineage: Eukaryota; Viridiplantae; Streptophyta; Magnoliopsida; Magnoliales; Magnoliaceae.